Molecule: messenger RNA, 1476 nt
Organism: Pichia membranifaciens NRRL Y-2026
Lineage: Eukaryota; Fungi; Ascomycota; Pichiomycetes; Pichiales; Pichiaceae
Exons: 1
Coding region: 125-1357 (410 amino acids)
Cellular component (GO): lysosomal membrane
Molecular function (GO): GTP binding; GTPase activity
Source: RefSeq, a predicted model, not a curated record
GCAGAUUGAUAGAUAGGGGAACACCCCUCGAGGAGGAAGUUUUGCCAGCACGAGCCGGGUUCGGAGUGUAGUUUCGAUAGAGCUCCUUGAAAGAGAAACUGCACACCAGAACAAGCUGCUGAACAUGGUAAACCGAGACGACGAGCCGACAAUCGUGUGUGUUGUUGUGUUAUGGUGCUGGAGCGUUUUGACGGGGUUCGCCGAUGCCAUAGUGAGCGGGCUGGCGUACAUGGUAAGCUGCGUGUACGACGCCAGCAGGUAUUACGAGAUCCGGAUAGCGGUGUUGGGGAUGCGAAACGCCGGGAAGAGCACGUUUGUGACAGCAUUGAAGAGGCUGGAGGGUGGGGAGGGUGGUGUUGGUGUGGCCCCGGAGAGCAGAGACACGGUGCCGACGCUGACGACGCAAGUGUCGAACGUGGUGCUGCAGAGACACGGGCUCGGAGUGGCGGGGCGGGGGCUACGGGGCGCCUGGGACGUUGCCGACGGCCCGAGCAGCAAGAGCUUGAACGACACGGAGGUCCGAACGUACGGGACGGCCAACUCCGGCGGCGAAGAAGAAGAAGAAGAGGCAGCAGCAGAGAACAACGGGGAGGGACCCGACGGCGGCGCCGACCAGGGGACGAGUUUUGACGUCCUCAGCAGCUACAUCCGCUCGAUGAAGAGCGGCAAGACGCUGCGGAGCACCAAGAGCCUCAAGAGUCUGCGAAGUUCCUUCAAGGACCACGAGAGAGGCAGCCCGCUGCCCGGCGACCCCGACAACACAGGCCACCAGCUCGCCAGCCCGCCGCCGGUGGAGCAGACUGCCCUGUUACCGGGUGCCCGUGCCCGGGAGAAGGUCGUGGCAAAGGUCUCCGACCUCAGCGGCCAGGCCAAGCACGCCCACCGCUGGCCGGAGUACGUUGCGGCAGCCAAGAGCGACUGCGUCGUCUACGUGCUGGACCUCAGCGACAGCCUGACGCUCCGGGAGAGCCGAGAGAAGCUCCGGGAGCUGCUACAGUACAACAACGCCCAUGACCGGCUCCCCUUCCUCGUGGUCGGCAACAAGGCCGACCUUGUUGACUGGAAGACUGCCUUCGUCGACCCCCGCAACGGUGCCGCCGGCGCCGCCGGCGUGCACCGGGCCUUUGGCUUUGACGGCAGCCAGCGCAGCCGCCACCAGCGCCAGCUGGUCGCCUGGCUUGGGCUGCAGACAAAGGGUGACUGCUCCACGGGCGUCGUGCUCUCUGGCGCCACCCCUGCGGAGUUGCAGUUCGAGGUGGCCGUCUUCGUCGUGUCCGUGUUGCGGGAAGACGUAGCCCCGAUGCUUGCGUGGGCCCUCGGUGCGGGAGGAGAAAACUGGGCAGGCUGUGUUCUGUGAGGAGGUGAGGGUGAGGGUGGCAGGUGGCAGGAGACGGCACAUGGCACAUGGCACAUGAAAGACUGAAGGCUUGGCUGACAGAAGAGGGUCACGGGAGCAGUGGGAGGCCCUAGAAGAGG